UUAUAGGAUAUAGUAAAAUUAAGGAUUUUUUUUCUUUGCCUCAUCAUGGUAUGGAAUUUAAUGAUUGAUUUUUAUUUCUAUGUUUAAUUUCAAUUAAUGUUGUAAAUAAUAGUUAUAACAUAGUCUCAAUAAUGAAAUAUUACUGCAAGUAAUAUUUUGUCUACCUGACUUUAUUUUCGUGCUACAGCAUCCAUUCAACUCAAAGGCAAACAAAUGGUUAAGUCAAACAAUUUGAAUCUAUAGAAAAUUAUCGGAAGACUUAGAAUGAACCCAAAGGAAAACAAAUGGUUAAGUCAUUAGUUCUUCAUUUGUUCAUCAUUUAUUUCAAUUAUUGAAAAAAUAAUUAAUCUAAAAUGAUGUAGGCUUAUCAACUCACUGUGAGAAGACUUUACCCCCAUGUAAUUCCUUGUUUUUUUAUUAAUAUUUUGCUCGCCAACUUCAAGUGGUAAUUAAGCAUUUGUCUAUGCCUUGUCUCCUCAAAAUAUUUCACAGGGGAACAAGAUUAAGAAAGUGGAAUAUAUAAUUUCAAUGCACAAAUGAAAAUUCUGAUGCUAGUCCACAAAGGAAGUAAUUAAUUAAUAAAAAAUGGAGUGAUUUAUUUCAUUUGUACUGAAUAUAUUAAUAACAGGGCAGCAAAAUGUCCAAUCACAUGAAAAGAUUAGGUUACAGAAAGAAUCUGAAGCCUUGGCAGGGUAUGGAAGAACAAGCACUUUCUUGGCAUUUAGUCAUAAAAAAAAAUAUUAACUGAAGUGAAGAAAAGUCGAUGAUUUGACAAAAGUUCAAAGAAAAGACGGUGAACAAGUUGACAAUGAUACAGAGAACACCAAUAAUCUGUACAAAACACCUAUAAUCCGUGUUUGAUUAACUAUCCAAAUACAUUUAAAUAUCCACUAAUUGGCUAUUUGAAUCAGAUUAAAUUGUUUAAGUACCCAUAAAUGUUCAAUUAUUGGGCAUCUGUAUAUAUAAAUUAUGUGACGUGAUUUGUUUGAUAUAUAUUAAGGCAUAGUGAAUGAUCUUUAUUGACAUGUAGCUGCUGAAUUCAAUACAUGAUAAAUUAUAUAAUUCGAGCUCAAAUUUCUCCAACAUGUUUGUUUUCCCAUGUUACCUUUUGCUACCAUGAAUCAGUGGGCAGCUCCAAAACCACUGGCUCCUCGUUUCCAUUUCUUUUCCACAAGAUUUAAUUUGUGAAUAAAAUUAGCUGUUUUAGCUUUGCUUUUAGUAGAAACUUCAGACUCAGAGAGUCGUAUUAUCAUAAUGGCAAUGCCAUCCAUGAUGAUCCAAUCUCUCUGUUAACUUGUGAUGCUUCUAAUUGUGCUAACUUAUUAAAUACCAAUCCACACUUUUAUUAGCUUAUUUGUUCUUCAAUAUUAAGUAGGGAAGAGUUAAACUUUCAUUGUGAGAAUUAUCUGAUAUUUGAGAUGAUGCUGAGAUCAGUGAAACUGUCUUCUUGUUUUUUUUUCUUUCCUCUCACUACUUUUUAAAGUUAAUUAAUCUGAUAAUUCUCCUAAUUGUAGGGGCAUUCUCGUAGGGCCAUCUUUAUAAAAGCCUCCUUUUCUCUCGUCUCUCUUCCUUUUGUUCUCAAACAAAGUGACACCUGUUUACGAUUAAGGAUAGAGGAUUUGCUAAUUAAGAAAAAAUAGGAGGGAUAUGGGAAAAUGUGGCAAGCUCCGCUUGGUGGUGCGCCUCCAGCAGAUGCUGCGCCGGUGGUUGCUGCGGACGGCGACGGCGGCAGAUGUACCGGCUGGGCACGUUGCAGUGUGCGUGGGGAUCAGCUCCCGGCGGUUUGUCGUCCGCGCGACGAGUCUCAACCAUCCGAUCUUCCGGCAGCUGCUCCGGCAGGCGGAGGAGGAGUACGGCUCUCCCUCCAGCGGUCGCCCAGGCCCGCUCUCUCUCCCCUGCGACGAAGUUCUCUUUGAACACCUCCUCCACCUCAUAUCCACCACCUCCUCCUCCUCUUUCGGCUUCGCCAACUGUGACAUCAACGAAUUGGCAAAACUCUGCUCCUCCACAACUCCUCCCUCUGAUUCCUAUCGCUGCUGCAGCAUUGGCCGGUGGCUACCUUCGGCUGACGAUCUGCCGCUCCUCCACCCACACUGCUUCUCCCACGCCUUCCGGUGAAGCGCCUCUAUUUCAGCUCGAAUUAGCUUCCAUCUACAUGUGGAAGUGGAGUGAAGAAAACAAAGUAUCUCUACUUCCAAGUCACCGAGUUAUAUAUAUACCUGUUUCUCCGCAUCGUUGAGUUUGCAAAUUUUUUUUCAUGUAUUUUUUUUUUUCUGUUUUUAUUCUUUUGGUGAGUUAUAAAAUAAUUAAUGUUUAAGAGUAGAGAAGAUAGAUUCUGU
Molecule: messenger RNA, 2339 nt
Organism: Zingiber officinale
Lineage: Eukaryota; Viridiplantae; Streptophyta; Magnoliopsida; Zingiberales; Zingiberaceae
Product: auxin-responsive protein SAUR50-like
Exons: 1
Coding region: 1648-2118 (156 amino acids)
Biological process (GO): response to auxin
Source: RefSeq, a predicted model, not a curated record